GGGGAGAAAAGAAGGCUCUGGGAGGACCACAGCCGCUUCGGACCUGAGACGGGCUAGAUUUCUGACUGGACGAGCCCAGGUCCAGUGCCGAGUGCAAUCGAGGCGUUUCCUCUGCUGGAGAGGGGGUGAUGGCUCUGCCCAGAGGACUUCCUUGGUACUGUCUGUCAGGAAUCACCUUGCUGCUCCUCCUCUCUAGGGGCUCUGGGGCCCAAAAGGAUUGCACGGGUGUGGACUGCAAGCCGUUGGAGAAUUGCAUUGAGGAGGUGCUGGAGCCCGGGGAGUGCUGCGCCUCCUGCCUGCAGCACGGCUGCACCUGUGAGGGCUAUCAGUACUACGAUUGUGUCAAUGUCGGCUUCAUGAACGGCAAGGUGCCCGAGGGACAGUCCUACUUUGUGGACUUCGGAAGCACGGAGUGUUCUUGCCCCAAAGGAGGCGGUAAGAUCAGCUGCCAGUUCAUGCUUUGCCCAGAUCUGCCUCCGAACUGCAUCGACGCCGUCAUCCCCUCGGAUGGCUGCCCGCAGUGUGGACGGAUCGGUUGCUUGCACGAGGGCCAGAAGUAUGUGGCAGGUCAUACUGUCCGCAUGCCCCAUUGCAAAGUCUGUCACUGCCCAAACUCUGGCGGCGAGCUCAUUUGCUACCAGCUUCCGGGGUGUGAUGCCUCCGCCUUCCACUCUGGCAACCUCUCCGAGCCUGAGGACAACGAUCCCGAGAGACAUUACGAUGACCCUUACAGCUACGACCAGGAGGCUUCCGAAGGAGACGCAGCACAGGUGGAAGCCCCAACAAAAGGCUGGAUGGUUCCAGGAGCCCAGCCUGUCCCGGACCCCGGCAGCCUAGAGCAGCUGGAACUGCAGCGUGAGGAUACAAACGCUAUUGCCAACAACACAACCCUUCCCGGAUUCACCCAGCUUGUCUCCCCUACCAGGCAGGCAGCUGCUGUGGCCAUGGACCCUAAAAUCCCCGGCCAAUCUAGAACCAGGAGUGUGAUGGAACAGAAGGAGGAGGAAGUCAUAGACGAAGAAGAGGAGGAGGAGAUAGAGGAGGAAGAAGAGAGGGGAGAAGAUGAUGGCUACCCAGAACCUUCCAAGGUACAUAAGGCAAAUGAAAAAGCCACUGGAGCUGGAAGUAUUCAAGAGAAACCAGAGGAGAGACAGAACUCAAACAAUGCUGUAGAAUCUGAGGAGAGAGCCCAGGAGAGAGGGGAAGAACACGGAAGGGCAGAGCCUGAAGGAAACACAAUUCCCAAUGUUCAGCCAAACCCCAGAGACAGGGGCAGGGAUGGUGAAAAGAGUGUCAGUAUUGGAUUCCAAGCCCCAACUUCCACAGAAAGAAACGUGCCCCAGUUAGCCCAAGGGGGUAGAGUGGAAAAGACCAUCCCCAAGGUGAAGUUUACUCCAACCACUCUCCCUCCUGUUGCUCUCCAAGAGGAUCCAACUGAGGAGACCCCCAAACAGUCCCAGACUCUCUACCGCUAUACAUCUCAAGAAAAGGUUGACCCUAACUCCAUUCAUUCUGACCCUAGAAGCCAGGAAGGUUCUACCAAGGACCUGAUAGAGACGUGUUGUGCGGCUGGACAACAGUGGGCCAUCGACAAUGCCGAAUGCACAGAGAUACCUGUGAGUGGGGCUGAUGGUGAUGUCUGCAGGAUUGCCCAGAAGCAGUGCUGUAUCUCCUACUUGAAAGAAAACAGCUGUGUUGCUGGGAUGGUUGGUGCCAAGGAAGGUGAAGUCUGUGGGCCUGAGGAGAAUGACACCUGUGGAGUUUCCCUGUAUAAGCAAUGCUGUGACUGCUGUAACCUGGGCCUGAAAGUCAAGAGUGAAGGGCAGAUGUGUGAGUCCAACCCAAAUCUGGGCUAUCCCUGCAACCAUGUGAUGCUGUCUUGCUGUGAGGGGGAGGACCAUCUCAUCAUGCCUGAGGUCCGGAAGCCGCCUGAGCCUUUGCCCACAGUGAUGCCAGAGAAAGUUUCAGAGACAGAGAACCUCCAUGAAGCCCUGUCCAUCAGCCAGGAGUCAGAGCUGUCCAACAGCCUGCCCGGGGAUGACCGAGACGAGUGCCUUCUGUACCCUGGUGAACUCUGUCAGCACCUCUGCAUCAACACUGUGGGCUCCUAUAAAUGUGCCUGCUUCCCCAGAUUCACCCUACAAGAAGAUGGUCUCAGCUGCCUUCCAGAUAGUGAGGUGAUGAAGCCAAGCACUCGAGGAGAGGGGCCCCUAGCCCCUGAAGCCCCUCACAGCCAACCUGAAGUCGUCCGUCUGCCUCAGCCAGUCCCCAAUACCUGCAAAGACAAUGGUCCUUGUAAGCAAGUGUGUAACGUCAUAGAGAACAGAGCCAUGUGCUCCUGUUUCCCUGGCUACGCUAUCAUGGCUGAUGGAGUCUCAUGUGAAGACAUGGACGAGUGCCUCAGAGGUGCUCACGAUUGUACCCGAAGACAGUUUUGUGUGAAUACGUUGGGAUCAUUCUAUUGUGUCAACCACACAGUGAUCUGUGCCGAGGGCUUUAUCCUCAACAUGCAUAGGAAGUGCGUGGAUAUUAAUGAGUGUGUGACAGACACACACACAUGCAGCCGAGGAGAGCACUGCGUGAACACAGUGGGGUCCUUCCACUGUUACAAAGAUCUCAACUGUGAGUCGGGAUACGAGUUGAAAGAAGGAGAGUGUAUAGAUAUUGACGAGUGUGCCCAGGGGACCCACAGCUGUAAAGUCAACUUUGUGUGUCAGAACACCCAGGGUUCUUUCUACUGUGAAUCCAAGCAGCGCUGCAUGGAUGGGUUUCUACAAGACCCAGAGGGCAAUUGUGUGGACAUUAAUGAAUGCACUUCUCUUCCUGAGCCAUGCAAGCCUGGUUUCAAUUGCAUCAACACUGUUGGGUCCUAUACUUGUCAGAGGAACCAGCUUCUGUGUACCAGGGGAUACCAUUCUAGCGAGGAUGGGUCCAAGUGUGUGGAUGUUGAUGAAUGUGAGACAGGUGUCCACCGCUGUGGGGAGGGACAGGUGUGCCACAAUCUUCCUGGGACUUACCGCUGUGACUGCAAGAUGGGCUAUCAGUAUGAUGCUUUCAGCAGAUCCUGUGUGGAUGUAAAUGAGUGUUGGAGCUAUCCAGGGCGCCUGUGCCAGCAAGCCUGUGAGAACACCCCUGGUUCCUACCGCUGUUCCUGUUCCUCUGGCUUCCAGCUGGCCUUCGACGGGAAGCAUUGUGAAGAUGUGAAUGAGUGUGAAAACAACCCUUGCAGCCAGGAAUGUGCCAACGUCUACGGCUCCUACCAGUGCUACUGCCGGCAAGGCUACCAGCUGGCGGAGGAUGGGCAUGCAUGCAAAGACAUCGAUGAGUGCACCCAAAGUGCUGGCAUCCUCUGCACCUUCCGUUGCCUCAAUGUCCCUGGCAGUUACCAAUGUGCCUGUCCUGAGCAGGGCUACACUAUGAUGGCCAAUGGCCGGACCUGCAGAGACCUGGAUGAAUGCGCUCUCGGCACUCACAACUGUUCAGCGGCUGAGACUUGUUACAACAUUCAGGGUAGCUUCCGGUGCCUGCUGUUUGAGUGUCCACCCAACUACAGAAAGGUCUCAGACAUGAGAUGUGAACGGACCAGCUGCUUCAACUUCCUGGAUUGCCAGAACACUCCGGUGCGGAUCACCUACUACCAGCUCAAUUUCCAAACCAACAUUGUGGUGCCUGCUCACAUUUUCCGCAUUGGCCCCUCCCCAGCCUAUACGGGUGACAACAUCAUUUUGACCAUCACGAAGGGAAAUGAGGAAAACUACUUUAGUGCUCAGAAGAUAAAUCCCUACACAGGGGUCGUCUUCAUCCAGAGGCCAGUCAAGGAGCCGCAAGACUUCCUUCUAGAUGUUGAAAUGAAACUCUGGCGCCAGGGGACCUACACCACCUUCCUGGCCAAAAUCUACAUCUUCAUCACAGCCCAUGCUUUCUGAGGCAGGCAGGGGCGGACAUUGGGACUGGCCGUGCUCUGCUCUUUAAUCAUUCUACCAAAGCCUAAUUAGUCCUGGGGAAGUAGCUUUCACUGUAUCUGGCAUCUCUAUUAUUUUCCUAUUCUUGCUUGGAACAGCAUUCUUAUUAUUUUGUAAAUUAACUUAAUUUUUACCUA
Molecule: messenger RNA, 4099 nt
Organism: Trichosurus vulpecula (common brushtail)
Lineage: Eukaryota; Metazoa; Chordata; Mammalia; Diprotodontia; Phalangeridae
Gene: FBLN2
Product: fibulin 2
Exons: 17
Coding region: 129-3926 (1265 amino acids)
Biological process (GO): positive regulation of cell-substrate adhesion
Cellular component (GO): extracellular region; extracellular matrix
Molecular function (GO): calcium ion binding; extracellular matrix binding
Source: RefSeq, a predicted model, not a curated record